CAACUAAGUUUCUUCAUUCUUCACUUCAUAAUAUCAACUUCAUUCUAAACAAUUAGAAAGAACAAAUUAUACAUGUCUCCACAAACAUAAAGAAUAUUAGUUGUUUAAGGAAGAUAUAUUAUUUAGAAUAUUAAAUAUACCUGGAAAGUAAUUAUAUGUGUGUGAGCGGGUACCCAUGGGGCGGGUUUACCUAAACCCAAACCCAACCCGACCCAGUGAAUAGUGUAGCGGGUUUAAACUCGAACCCGGCCCAAAACCCGUCAACACGGGUUUUACCCGCGUUGACCGGAUUGGAUCGGGUGGGUACCCAUGGGUUCGGGUUUUGUUGCCAUCCCUACUUGCAUUCUUGAAGUCAAUUGUGUAAUUGUAACUUGUAAGCACUACUAGUUGGAUAUUCUCUUUUUCUCAUCGGCCAAACAGAAGAAGAAAGAACAAGGAGCAAGACGACUUCGUUGGGGCCCAAUAAGAGGGAUAAGGCCCAAGUGUAUCAAGGAAAGCCAGAUUUGGGCCCGUUAAAGUAUGGUCUCUCGGCCCUUUCUCCUUUGGUAUAUAAUUAGUUUUUUUUGGAUUCAACAGAAAACCGGAGGCGAAGCAGAGCCCUGGGCAAAAAAAAGGGCGCGCAGGUUUGCAAAGCCGAAGAAAGCGUGAGGGUUUCUUCCAUCGCUGGCUAGCCUUGAGAUCGAUUCGCGCUUCGACAGGUAAGGGGUUUUCUCGUCUUGGUUCCUUCUUCUCCGUGCUAAUAUUAACCGCAUUGCAUACUUGGAAGAAACUUUUAUAUGGCGCUCGUCAAAUUGGUUUUGGUUGGAUGAAGUAGAAUGAUAUCAGAGAGUGCGGAGGAUUUUGUUCGAGUCAGAUUCUGUAUUUGGAUCUCUACUGUUGUUAUCUCUUGUUAUGGUGAUCCUCUUUCCGUGUGUGUAUUGGUUGUUGAUGUUUUCCUUGCAGAAAGACAAUUUUUCUUCUUCUUGUGGUGUGUGAUGUUUGGCGAGGAAGAUGAUAAGGGUUUCUAGGAUAUGACAAUGACAAUGAACUUGGAGCCGAAGGAUCCCGGAAUAUGGAGCCAUGGGUUGGAAUUGGAAGUACGAAUCGACAGAUUGAGCGAUCUUCCAGAUUACAUUCUGGAGCACAUUCUCUCCUUGGCCGCCCUCGACAGCAAGACCUUAGUUCAAACCAGCAUUUUAUCAAAGAGGUGGAGAUGCUUGUGGAAAGGAGUUCCAGCCCUCAAUUUCAGCAGGACGUCCUUCAAGGCAGAAUGGAGUUUCACAGAUCACGUGCUGAUGUAUCUAUCUCUCCGGUGCCAUUCUAUUGCUGUUGGGAGCAUCGCCUUCAACUUUGGCUCAAUAACAUGCGAGCGAGUUAGAUGCAUGGAGAUGUUUGAUCAUGUCAUGCAAUAUGCAACUGCGGCCCAUGGUGGCCAGCUUCACCAUCUGUCCAUCAGCUGUGCUGGUGGCAAGGGUCGUCUUAGUCCUCUAGUUGCCUCCAUCACUCGGUGUCCUGUUUAUGAAUCGCUCAAGGUUCUCAAGUUGAAAGGAUUCUGUCUUGACACCGCUGCACUUUCUUCUGUGGGCUUUAAGUUGCUGACAACUCUUGAACUGCAUCACUGUCGUCUCAGUGAUUAUCCUACUGUACAUCCUUUAGCUAAUCUCCCAGCUUGUUUGAACUACUUAAAGUUGAAUGGCUGCACAGCACAAUGUUGGUUUCGAAUAUCGUCGCCCCAACUGCUGGUCCUCGAAAUCAGAAGUUUACCAUUCUCUGGUGGGGUCGAAGUGUUUGCUCCAAAGCUCAAAUCUUUCAGUCUCUGGUGUAGUAUGGAAGAUAUAAAGUACAUUCGCCAGUUGAACUUCCCUUCUCUGGCACAUGCAAACAUCCGCCUUUGGGGCCAAGACCGGCAUGAUUGGAAAGACGUUACAGUAUUGGAAUGCUUCAGUUGUGCAUAUAUCAACCUACUGCGAGGUUUGCAUCAUGUCGAGUCUCUCAUCCUUGGCUUUGACAAGUCGAAGAGUGAAAUCCCCUGGGGAGAUCGCCAGCUUCCCUUCAGUAGAAUGAAGCCGUUAACAACGAAAUCGUGGAAGGCCUCUCCGUUUCCUAGAUUGAAGUCGCUGCGAGUGCUGUAUCCUCGAGAGCUGUCGAAGCUACCAUUGCAAGUGUUCCGUUAUUUCUUCAGGAGCUCUUCUAUCAAUACAGAGGAAAUGACCGUUAAAUUUGAGUGGCAGUCGGAAUAGCUAACUCAAUGAAUCAUCAUAGUAUUAAUCAUGCUGCGGAAAUGGUGUCGUCGUCGAGAUAUCUCGGGUGUAUGUAGUAACAUAUAUAUCUUUUAGAUGGAUUGUUGUACAGUCGGCAUUGGCAAUGACCACCACUGCCUCCGUCAAAACAAUCCAAAAUGUAUCUUUGGAUUUCAAAUGAAUCCAAAUGAAUUCCACAAGUUUUGAUGAAUUUAUUUUGAAAUGAAAUCUUUUUGUAUUUGAUAUUUAAAAGAAUUUAUUUUCAAUUCUAAAUUUUGAAUUCCACGGAAUUGGAACUAGUUAUAGCAAUUUUGAAGAGUUGAGAUGGAAUUUGAAAAUGAAUUCCACAAGUAUUUACUAAUUAUAAUAGAAUGACAUAAUUAUCCUCAUUUAUUAACUGAACUACUUCCACAUAUACUAUUUGGCGCCAAUUGAUGCAGUGUGAGGAACGUCACCAAGAAUUUGAUUGCAACGCUAGAGUAUUUGCUGGUUAUUUUAUAUUUAUGCUUCGAUUGUAUCACUACGUUAAGAAGACACAACUAGAUUGUAGGGUUCAUCGACAAAAUAUUAGAAAAGAACUAAUGAAUAUAAUAGAAACACACAAAAACACUUUUGAUAUUCUACAUAUAGAACCAAAAAAAAAAUUAGAAGAUGGAUUUUCAAUGAAUAUUAUUUUUCCCAGAAAUUAAUAAGGGUGUAGUUGGAGAAACUUGUAAUUUAUUUCAAUUCUAAACCUAUGUCAAACAUGGUUUGGGGAUGCAAUUCCUUUAUUUCUAAAGAUUUUCAUAUGACAUACCAAACACAGGAAUUCGUUUGACAAUGAAUUUUACACAGUAAUUCAUUUUAAAUGAAAUGAAUUCUCGAUUCAUUUGGUACCAAAUGGUUUGGUAGAAUUUAUUAUCAAAUGAAUUCCUGUGUUUGGUAUGUCAUAUGGAUAAGUAAACUAGUUAAUAAAAGAGGAUAAUUAUGUCAUUUUAUUAUAAUUAGUAAAUACUGGCGAAAUUCAUUUGGAAAUUCCAUCCCAAUUCUUCGGAAUUGAUAUAACUAGUUCCAAUUCCAUAGAAUUCAAAAUUUAGAAUUGGAAAUGAAUUCUUUUAUAUACCAAACACACACAAAAAAUUGUUUCAAAACGAAUUACUCAAAAUUUAUGGAAUUCAUUUAUAUCAAACGGUAUGUUAGGUUUCAGACUAAUUAAUAUUUUCUGGAUGCAUACAUGUGCUUCAUCUUCUUUGCUAUAUUAUAUUUAGGGUUUCCAUAGCUAAUCAUGCUCUCACUCAGGUAUAGAGACGUGCAUUGCAUGCAGUGAGUCAAAACUCAUAAAAGGACACUAUAUAGUAUAUGAGGAAUUUUACAAUGCUAUAUAGCAUUGGUGCGAUAUGUUUUUGCUUUUAUGGUACAACUUGAAAUUGUACCUUUAAUGUUAUGGUACAACUUCAGAUUGUACCUAUACUUUUUGUACAAAUUCUUUUAUGAUACAACUUAAACUUGUACCUUAUGUGAUGGAACAACUUCAAGUUGUAAAGUUGUACCAUAACAUAAUGCUACAAAUUCCUUUAUGGUACAACCUAAACUUAUACAUUUAAUGUUAUGGUACAACUUCAACUUGUACAUUAAGGCACCAAUACUAUAUAGUAUAGUAGAAGUGCUCAUAGUAUAUAUGACAGUAACUGUUACAAUCUACAGCACCGAUCGGUCGGUCGGUCAUACGUAUAUAAUUCAGGAGGGUUACGAUGUGCAAAGGUUUGGUAUGUAUUGGACGGCAUCGGAUUAAACCGAAUCGAAAAUAAUACGGUCCUAUUUUUGGUGCCAUGAGUUUUAUAAAUACCGAAGAAAAAUUGGACGAGUUGACAUUUGGCCAGCGGUCUAUGCUCUCGCUUGACUUGCGUCUUCUAUAUGUCUGCUCUCUCAGUAUAUGAAGUUGUCAUCCGAUGAAGUUUUCUUUCUUGUUAAACCAUAAAAUUCUUCAGUUUAA
Molecule: messenger RNA, 4191 nt
Organism: Linum trigynum
Lineage: Eukaryota; Viridiplantae; Streptophyta; Magnoliopsida; Malpighiales; Linaceae
Source: the annotation of a GenBank genome assembly